AUGUUUGAUUAUUUUUAUGGAUAUAAUUUGAAGUUUUCUACAGAUUAAGAUUAUGAAUUAUAAAAUGUGUUAAACCAGUUGGAUACAUUAGAAUUAGAAGGGAUGGUUAUUGAUAGUUCUUUGUUGAUUAGUCAAUAUUCAAAAGAAUGGAUGAACAAGAUUGCUAGUUUAAACUAAAUUAAUCAAGCAUAUACAAUUUAUAUUAUAGGUAUAUCAAAUAAUUAACUAUUGAUUCAAAACACAUUAUAUAUUCCACAAUAAUUAAAUUAAGUAAUUUGCAAUGAAAUUACAUUUCUAGACAAUGAAUAGAUUUUGGUGAAUUGUUUUAAUAGCCUUGCUGGAUAAUUCAAUUAUUUUUUUUAUGUCUCUUAGAUUCAUGAUUAAUUUUCAUGGCAUAUUUUACCAUAUACACCAUCAACUCUGUAAUAUCAAGUGUAACUAUUCGAUUUGCAAGUAGCAUUCGAAAAGGAGAAUAAUCUCUUGAUAACAUUGGGUAGGUACAACCAAGAAACAUUGUCUGGAGUAAUUGAGAUCUAUUCUUACACUUAAUUAAGGAAUCAGCAGACUUAGAAUCCAAUAUAAAUAUUUAAUCAAACCCAAUAUAGAUAGUAUAAGAUAAGCAAUUAAUUAAUUUAUCUAAUGAAUGCAACAAAUGUGAUUAAUGUUUAUUCUUUAAUCAACUUUACUCAGACUGAAUUAUACAACAUUAGUUCGUUAAUUUAAGCAAAUUAUGAAUUGCUAGCUUUCGAUGUAGAACCUUAUGGAGAGGACUUGCUAAUCUAUACAACUUUGAAUGGUGAAAACUUAUUUGAAAUUACCACAACAGAUAUCAUUCGUGGUUACAUAGUGAGAAUUGAUUUCGAAUAAACUUCAAUUCCAUAAUUAUUUAGUAAUCAUGAAUUGAUUACCUUGUACAUCGAUGAUUAAUACUACGUAUAUGAUAGAAUUCAGCCUAACAUUAUCAUCAAUACUUAAAUAUAAAAUGUAAUCGGUUUAAACCAAUUGCCAUACAAUAUACUAACUUACACAACCAAUACUCUUUAUUAUUAUCAAAUCCUACAACCUCAGUUAUUUAUUGAUUCUACAACUAACUCCAACAUUGUAUUGCAAGCAACUUCGAGUGAGCAGAGUAUUGAAAUUAAUUGUUCUGUUACCAUAAAUGUCACAAUUCAUGGAUUGGUUCCAGGUUUGUACCAAUAUGAGAAGAAUUUGCCUCAAUAGAUAAUAGUUAAAACAGAUAAGAUAUAUCUCAAUGUAUUAAGCUAUGUUAGUGGCCCCUUAAUUACGAUUUCAGCUUAAUCAUCAAAAGAGUCCAUUAAUAUUUAUGAUCCUUCAGUUUAAGUUCAAUUGUCUAAACAGAUUUGGGAUCAGAUAAAUGGAGUCUUUUCAUUUUAUUCAGCUGAUUUCCAAUCAUAUGCUAUGUUCAUACUUUAAUAUCAAUAUGUUAAGGAAAUUAUUAGGUACAGUCAAAUUUCACUUAAAUUGUGCGAUGUCAAUCUUUUGGAAUACAUAGAUUUGGAAGAAAUGGAAUGUCGUGAUUAUUCAUAAAUAUUCGAGUUAAAUGCCCCUAUAAACAAAUUAUAGUUUACUGAUUUGACAAAUCCAGAUGAAGUGUAUUUUGUUGCAGAUAUUGCUUAUAGUGCAGUGCUUAUCUACAAGUUGAAUUAAUUUAAUGCAUUUACAUUGGUUUAAGCUGAGUUUUUGUGUGAACCACUUCCAAUAGAUGAUCAAGAUUAUUUCCAUUCAAUUACAGAUUUCUAUGUGAUAGGGAACUAUUUGUAUUUUAUAUUGGCCAGAAUACAACAAAUUUGGAUUUAUGACAUUCAAACAUGCACACUUGUAUUCAAACUCACAAAUUCCUUUUUUGAUACUGGCUUUUUCCCAGCAUCUUUGGCUGGCAAGACUAUUGUUGAUGAGAAUAACAAAUUGAGACAAAUCAUUUUUAUUAAUUCAUUAUAAUAUGUUUAUGUGAUGGAAAUGGUUAAUAAGAUUCCAAUAUAUCAAAACACAAUUACUUUGGAUUAGUACACUAAUAUUAAGUCACUCUCUAUUGUCAAAGAUUCUAUUAUUCUUGUGGUUUAAGAGAAAAUCGGAUCGACUUCCAUGUAUCAAUAUUUUUAUUCGAUUGAUUAACCUACAAAUGAAAUUAAAUUCAUUAAGAAAUUACCUUAAUAUGGUGUGAGUAUUAAUAAUAAAUUUAUUGUUGCAUCAGAUGACUCCUUGUUUUAUAUUUUAAUGAACAACAACUUUUACUACGUUUACAACCCUACAUUAUCUUCUCAAGACUGUUUAAUCCAAAAAUUAAAUUACAUAGGUGAUUACAUUUCAGCCACUCACAUUCCAAAUAUCUUAAAAUAGAGCAAUGUCAUGAUAGCCAGCCAUACAAAUGUGGCAAUUUACUCAGUAACAAAUCCUACUUACCUUUUGGUCGAACAAAGCGAUCCUUUAAAUUCUGUAUAAAAAGAGCAAGUUAAAUAUUUAGUUGAGGUGCAAUCUUAAAUCAGUAACAGUAAUAUCUAAAUCGAGGGUUCCUUUAUAGCUUAUGACACUUUGUUUGUCGGCUUUGCUAAUUAAACUCUAUUUUUAGAGAACAAUUAAAUCGAUGAAGUUAUUAUUUUGGAUUCUCCACAAUUCAGCUUCGAUUUCAAUCUAGAAGGAACCAUUUAAAAUAACGUAGUUUCAUAUUCUGCAGCUCCUCCAUUUAUUGAUGGUUAUCCACAGUUUUUGUGUUUAGUUAGACAACCAUUCUCUUAUGAAUACGCAAUCCAAUCCACUCCAAAAGAUAUAACUUAAUUCACUUUUACGCCUUAAUUACCUCAAGUCUAUGCAUAAAAUAUAGGAGCAUUGUAUCAAGUACUCAACUAAGAAUUUGUGUAAUUGAUGAGUUAUAAUGAUUAAUUUACUCAUUGUUGGGCACUGUUCUAUUACAGCCAAUAGUAAUAAAUCAUUUCCCUUUGUUCACAAUAUUCAGAUUAUACCUUUACUGUUUUCAACCAGGCUUAAUUAUUACAUUAGCAAUAUUAAGCCAUUAAUAAAUUCUAUUUCCCCCUUAAAAUGGAAUACUAUUCUAAUUUUGUUAGUACUUUGGCAAUAAAAUAAGGAGAUCGAAGCUAUUCUAUUUUGAUAGGAAAUCUCUCCAAUGCCAAUUUCUACUAAAAUAUAUAACUAUAAUGUCAAAUCCAAAGUGCUGAUUAGAUAUCCUCUCAAGAAGUUGGAGAUUUCACAGCUACCUAAAUUAAUGGUAUGUUCUUAUUCAUAUAUGUUUGUCCAUUGUUACAACAAAUUCAGUAUGCUACAAUUUCAUCCACAGGAAACACAAUACUUAAUCAAUCCAUCAUGCACAUACAAACUGAAUUACCCAAGAAGGCCACUCUAUAAGAGAUCAAAUUAAUUCAGUUCGAAGGACAAUAAAUAAACUUUCUUGUGACUACUAAAGAAUUCUACAGCAUCAUCUUGUAAGCUAAUUACAGUUUUUAAAAUGAAUACAUUGUAUUAACAAACAUUAAUUCCAAUAAAUAAGUUGCACCUAUGCAAUAAUCAUACUAACUGAAAAAUACUUUAUAUUUCAAUAACUUCUUGUUUUCAACAUAUCAUGAUACCAAUAUUGACACCUACCUUUUAGCUCUCUAUGAUCUAGGCAAUCUCAAUUCCAAUAUCUAUUACUCUAUUGACACCCUUAGAUUCAAGUCUCCAAUUACUUAUACAGUACAAGGAGUUUAUAAUACUGUUUUAGUAAUGGAUACUGUGCCAGUCCUUUAUUCUUACAAUUAUACCAAUAGGGUGGGUUUACAAAUAGAAAACAUGUAGCAAACCUUCUACCAGCAAAAUUUAUACCUUAAUAUUAUCUAGAAAUAUGGACCUGCCCAAUCUGUGCUAUUGGUAUUUUACUUCCCUCUAAUUGGAUAUACUGAAAAUUGGGUUAAAUACACAUGUAUCGGAGUUGGAUCUUUAUAUGUGAUUAUUUUAAUUACUAUUAUUGCCGUUUAUGGACACAAAAAGAGAAAGUAGCCAUCAGAAGAUAUGCAAGCAUUAGAGUUGAAUUUAAGAUGA
Molecule: messenger RNA, 4050 nt
Organism: Paramecium tetraurelia
Lineage: Eukaryota; Ciliophora; Oligohymenophorea; Peniculida; Parameciidae
Exons: 2
Source: RefSeq, a predicted model, not a curated record